This is a messenger RNA of Anopheles coustani, 615 nucleotides long. RefSeq lists its product as uncharacterized. Lineage: Eukaryota; Metazoa; Arthropoda; Insecta; Diptera; Culicidae. The transcript has 3 exons. The record is from RefSeq and is a predicted model, not a curated record. Bases 1 to 615 code for a protein of 204 amino acids.
AUGGGGCCACUUAAGCAAAUGACACAUUGCGGAAGCAUAAGUGCACUGUUCGCGGUGUUGAUAGCGUUGUUCGGCGUCAGCUCGUCGGCACUGACCACAUUCGGCAAGUCCAACACGAAUCAACAGGCAGCUCCAACGCCACCACCUGUGGUGGCGAAAAGCUGCUCCAAUCAUGGGGACUGUAGUACGAUACAGAACACGAGCUGCGUAAUCGAUCCGACCGAUGAUCGCAUGCGGUGCCUGUGCGGUGAUUUCAAGGCACCGGUCAACGGAUUGUGUACGGCCAAAUUCAAGGGGCUACGCCACCUGUGUGCGGAAUCACUCCAGUGCGACUACGGUAUGAUGUGCGCCAUCGAGAACGGCACCAAACCGACGACGACACUCGUGACGAGCAAAACCUUCCUCACCAGUAGCAUGCUGAACAGUAACGGAAACGGUACCUAUAAAGUGUGCCUGUGCGACGAAGAGGCGGACUUUUUCGAGAACAAACACGAGCGCCACUGCAGCGGAACGGUUAUGCUCGUGACGUCGGGCAUGUUGGUUCCGCUGGUUCUGCUGCUGUUGGGUACAUCCAUCGCCAACCAACCGGUCAACCACUGGAAUUCGGUCAUUUAA